AUGAGCCUUUACGACAAAACGAAGGAUGAAACCUUUGAAAAAGAGGCAUGGAGUGCGGCCCGAGCAGUAUUUUCCGGCAAUCAUGAGCCCAUCAACUACCAGCCCUUCCUCAAAGACUAUACGACGCCAGAAUCUGCGCGGGCUUCGGUCGUACAGGCACAGAAAGAAGCCAAUUCCGAAUACAAUGGCAAGCUCGGUGCCAUCCUUGACAAGGUCGACCAGUUUAUGAAAGUGGGAGAUCUGGCUAUCAAGUCGGCUCCUGAAAGUAUCGGUCUUGCCUGGACUGGCAUCAGACUCUGCCUCCAUUCCGUACAGGAUGAUUUCGCCACCUUCAGUCUCUUCUCUGGGGCAUGCGCAGAUAUCUUGGGAAUACUCAUCUCGUGCAGGGUGUAUGGCCGCUUGUAUGCGAGCCAGGACCACCCUCCAGAAUUUACCGAGCUUCAUGAGAAGGUUCUGGGCUACAUCAAGGACACCUACGUGAACAUCAUCGAGUUCUCGUAUCAGAUGUGGAAAUAUGCUCGAUCCAAUGCCGGCAUUCGUGUCAUCAAAGGCUUGUUCCGUAGUGCUCAGGGGAAAUUCCAGCCAAAGAUAAAGGCCAUUCAAGACAACGAAGUGCAGAUGAACAAAUUUGCCUCCCAGGCCAACCAGCAAGUCUCGCAGUACUACCAAAGGAAAGGGCUUGCCAAUGACACGACGAUGAUGAAGGGCCUGUCGGAUCAAAUGGAAAUGCUACAAGCAUUGCAAGAGGAAGCCGCCAAACAGAACCAGUUGAUGGAAGAAUGGAUCAAGAGGGACGAACUUCACAGACGAGAUCAACGUAUGACUGCGGCGGAGAUCACGCACGAAAACUGGGAGAGGCAAAAAAAGGAACUACUCUCUCUCGACGACAAUCAGCAAGUGCUGGAUUCGAAACUCGCUGCUCGCAAGCCAGGAACCUGUGGCUGGAUCUUAGAAAACACCAAAUUUCAAGACUUUAUCAAUGCCGAAGGUGGGAACGUUACUUGGCUGGUCGGUACCGGUGGAUCUGGAAAGUCCUUUCUCAUGUCCAUGGUCAUCCAAGAGCUGAAGAACAAGGCCCACCUGCACGACUCCCUCGUUCACUUCUUUUUCAUAUCUAAAGGCUCUCAAGCCACGAUGCAGGCUGAUCAGAUCGAGCGCCAUCUUCUUGCGCAGCUCUACCAAGACGCAGCUCAAUCGUUGGACGUCUUGGACAAGUGCAACAAGAUCAUGUCGGAUUAUAUCGAGCACUCAAAGAAGAGUACCAGCAAAACGGCAAGCAAGAAAGCGGGAGAUGGGCCAGCUGGAUUUGAACAGACCUACACCGCUCUUGCUAAGAUCAUCAACAAGCGAAUCUACCUCAUGAUAGAUGCCUUGGACGAGUGUGCCGAUAGAGAGACGCAAGAAUUCAUCCAAACGAUCAAGAAACUAGCCAGCACGCGGGGCCUGAAGAUCAACGUCUACUGCAGCAGCAGAGAUGAACCUGAUAUUGCUGCCGCCCUGGAAAAUUAUCCAAGAAUAAAUGUCGAAGAGAACAACUCAAAAGAUAUCGCCGAAUUUGUUCAAGCUGAGAUGGCAAACCUGCCAGGGUUCACGCCUGUAGAACGUGAAGAGGCUUGUCGAGAAAUCACGCAGAAAGCAGGAUGUUACUUCCGUUACGUCGAGCUGGCCAUGGAUUUCAUGCGUCGUCCAUGGCGAAGACCCUUGUCAGCCCAUCUAGCAUCGCUACCUUCGGGGGUUGAAAAUAUUUAUGCUCAGCGCCUCAACCAGACUAACCCUGCAUACUACGAUCUGCUCACUCACUGCCUCACCUGGACUAUCCUCGCUGGAGAGGAACUGAGUGUCCAAGAGCUCAUCGAUGGGUACAAGGGUAGUUUUAUGGACGGGGAACCGACGUCGGAGAAUGACGAUGACCAGGAGAAUGUGAACAUAGAACUUUACGAGGACCAGAUCAGACAAGCUGGAAGUGGAUUUCUCCGGGUCAAUCCCGACCACACCGUGAGCCUCGUCCACAACACUGUGCGCGACUUCUUCCUGCAGCCAGACAGCGUUAUCAAUGGGGCUGUACAAUCAUCGGGUGAGCCUGAAUGUGAGUGCGCUCGAUGCCAGAGAGAAUUGAAACACAGCAAAAAGUUUGUCGUUGUGGAAAGAGAAGGUCACAUGCAAAUCAUCACCACGAUCCUUCAGCACCUGCUAUCUCCGUCGUUUCAGCGCAAGUACUAUGUCAAACCACAAGAGGAACCGAAUGACAAGAAGACUGAGCAAGACACAGAGGAAGGUGAAGAUGUGGCUAGUGUCAAAAUCGAAAACGCCGAAGCACCAGGAGAGGCGGCAUCAGGAGAGCUGGCACAAACAGACGCUCAGGAAAAGGAUAUCCAGAGCAACGGUAUUGUGGCGCAGGAUCAAGGCCUUGUUGAUCAAACAGAUAUCCUCGAUGGCGUACAGCAAAUACCCGAGCCCAGCGGUGAGGACGCAACUAAAGAAGGGACAAACGCCCCUAGGGAGCCGUCAAGUAAUGGUGUGUCCGAUGACCUGGAUUCCAAGUCUGCAGUGCCAAACGGUGGUUCAGACCAAACACAUGAAGACGACGCCCCGCUGGACGGCGAGGGGCCACAAAACAACGACAAAUCUGGUGCAGCCCUUGAAGCAACAGAUACCCAGUCUGUGGCAGACUCCGAUGAGAACGUGGAUUUGACGGACCAGGACCAAGCUCGACUCUGGGAUCUGCAGUCAGAUCAAGAGAGCUGUCACCCUCGGUACGAAAUCUCGAGAUUGAGGUGGCAUUUGACGCAGCUGGAAGAAAUCUAUCCCGCCACAGAAAGGUCUGGCGAAGCCUGGUCCAAGCUACGCGAGCUCCUCGAAAGGUUCCUGGACCACGAGUCUGAGGCGUGGAGAGGUUGGGUCCGAACAUUGGCCGCGGCGGGUCUACCAGUUGACACCAUCGAAAUGUACACCGACGCCAGAGAGCUACAUCCUAUAGUGCUAGCUGCGUGCUGUGGCCUGACCAGCCUUGCACAUAUACUCUUGGCCCGGCCUAAUGCCUCGGAAUUUGUCAACCUAAGGGUGCCCGAGGGGAUGGGUGUGCUGUGCUUUGCAGUCUUUUAUCAGAUGUUAAUGCUGAAGAAUGUGGAUUCUUUUUACCUGGCCAUGCUGGAGGCGGGCGCAGAUCCGAACACAAACAACCAUUGGGGGGAAGAGGACCUCGGAACCGCGUUUCAUUUUCUUCUCUUGUCGGACACGGUGACCUUGGCGCAGGUCAAGAUGUUCCUCGCACACAACGCCGAUAUCAAUACACCGGACGAGACUGGAAACAAUGGCCUACACUUCUUCGCUCUUGGAGACGCUGGCAUGGAUAUCGGUGUGGCCCUGGUCCAGGCCGGGGCGGAUAUUCACCUCCGUAAUGGCAGGGGCGAGACCGUCAUGCAUCUCCUCGCCCGUCGGUACAACUGUCACGUUGACGCGAUGAAAUAUUUCAUUGAGCAAGGGGCCGAAGUCGACGCCGAGGAUGAGGCCUCAGUAAGGCCUCUGAGAGAAGCCGCCGAAGCAGGACAUGCUGAGGCGGUCAGAUUGCUGCUCGAACACGGGGCCGACAUUGAGGAUGUGAACGACUAUGAACAAACGGCACUCUUUGCUGCGGCAAUGAUGGGCAAAACUGAGGUGGUCAAGGUGCUUCUAGAUCAAGGAGCCGAUCCACUCAAACGGAACUCCCUCGGAGCCACCCCCUUCGGAAUGGCUUGCCGAUACGGCGACGCCGAGUCGUCUCUUAUCCUGGGAAGAGCCAUGGUGGACAAAGGAGAAGUCGAGCACCUCAAUUGGCAGAACACUUUUGGGAAGACGCCCAUCAUGAGAGCCGCCUCUCGAGGAAUUUCGGACGUGAUUGACUUUAUCCUUGAUCACGUCGACGCGCAGGCCGCUCUCACCACCGUCUCCAAGAAGGGCUGGUCGGCUCUGCACUAUGCGGCGCUCAGGGCGCGCCCUGAAGCGACAAUGACUCUGCUGAACCGUGGGGCCGAUAGUCAGUGUAAGGACUUGCAGGGUAAGACACCUCUACAGCUGUGUUAUGCAAGAAUCUGGACGAAACCGACUGAGGACCGAGAGAAAACGAUAUCUGCGUUGAUCGACCACGACCAGCAGGCGGCCAUUGCGGAGAUUGAGUUGCUUCACACGAUGGCGAUCAACGAUUCACCCAAGGUGGUGGCCAAGCUGUUGGAAUGCGGCGCCAAUCCGUAUGCCACGGACGAACAUGGCUGGAACGUUGUCCAACUUGCCGAGCAAUACGACCGACCGGACGUCGUCGAAGUGAUCAAGAACUCGAAGCUGGCGACGGCUAGUCGGCCUUCCAAGUUCGUAGGGUCUUUCUCAGCUGUGCUCGUCGGCUCUCCUUCUGGCUUGGAGAUUGAGCUGCUUCAGCGAGGCGGCGAGAUGGCGGCGACCGAACCCUUAUGCUACACGACCGACCAGUCAUUCGUCACCGACCACCCCAUCCCGGCCUCGGCGGAGCGGUAUUACUUUGAAAUGACGAUUGCCGAUCGCGAGGUCAAGGUCGACACGCCAAUGUUUGUGAUUGGAAUCACUCAAAAGCCCAUCGGAUCCACCAAGCAGUGGUUCCCGGGGUGGUCGAAACCGGGCACCUCGAGCUGGGGUUACCACAGCGACGACGGCAAGAUCUGGUGUGUCGCGGACCCUCCUAAAAUCAAGGACCUGGGUUUGGCGAGACAGUACGGGUACGGCGACACGGUCGGGUGUGGGAUCGACGUGAAGAAGCGCACCGUCUUUUGGACCCUGAACGGAACAAGGUUGAUGAAGGCCGGCUUCCAGAACGUCCGUGGUCAGAUCUAUCCGAUCAUCGGGAUCCGAGACCCGGGCAAAGUCAAGGUCAACUUGGGCCUUGACUUGAAGGAGGAGCCGUUUGUGUGGAAGCCUGGUACCACGUGCGACUUUGACAAAGACAUCCCAUCUCCGAGUCUGAGGCGGUUGAAAUCGGAUCGCUGA
This is a messenger RNA of Fonsecaea monophora, 4989 nucleotides long. RefSeq lists its product as hypothetical. Gene Ontology annotation, cellular component: cytoplasm. NCBI's taxonomy places the organism in Eukaryota, Fungi, Ascomycota, Eurotiomycetes, Chaetothyriales, Herpotrichiellaceae. The coding region runs from base 1 to 4989 and encodes 1662 amino acids. Gene Ontology annotation, molecular function: protein binding. The transcript has a single exon. The record is from RefSeq and is a predicted model, not a curated record.